Daldinia childiae is the source of this 1530-nucleotide messenger RNA. Its product is annotated as Aminopeptidase Y. The record is from RefSeq and is a predicted model, not a curated record. Bases 1 to 1530 code for a protein of 509 amino acids. Lineage: Eukaryota; Fungi; Ascomycota; Sordariomycetes; Xylariales; Hypoxylaceae. The transcript is spliced from 3 exons. Gene Ontology annotation, biological process: proteolysis. Gene Ontology annotation, molecular function: aminopeptidase activity; metalloexopeptidase activity.
AUGGCACUAACACGUCGAUGGCCUCGUACGCUUUUAUUUGCGGUGCUGGGCACUGCUACCGCAUCUGAAUUUCAAAUUCCUUUGGUAUCGCAAAAACCAUUGGAAGCAGGAAACGCGCUUAUCAAACCGUUGAUCAACACUGAAGAUCUGCAGGCCAGCAUCAAGAUUGAGAACCUCGUUGAGCGUGCCAAGAGUCUAUAUGGUCUUGCAGAGCUCUCAGAACCAGAGUAUGGACAUCCAACUCGAGUCAUCGGAAGUGAGGGUCAUACCGCUACCUUGGAAUAUAUAUAUUCUGCCUUAGGGAAGCUUGAUGGCUACUACACCCUUUCGAAGCAGCCAUUUCCGGCUGUUAUGGGCAAUGUCUACGAAUCCCGUCUAGUUAUUGGCCAUGAUGUUCCCAAGUCUGCUUUUCCGAUGUCGCUGACUCCUCCAACGACUAACAAACAGCCUGUUCAUGGCGACCUUAUCUUUGUAGCAAACGAAGGAUGCGAUGCAUCUGACUAUCCAUCUAACGUAACUGGCAAUAUUGCUUUUAUCCUCCGUGGCAAAUGCUCCUUUGGUGCCAAAUCAGAGCUCGCCGGCAAGGCGGGUGCAGUGGCAGCGAUCGUGUAUAACUACGCUUCUGAGCCGCUUUCGGGUACACUAGAGAGUCCCACUCCCGACCAUGUUGCUACAUUUGGCUUGUCAGGCGAGGAUGCUAGUCCCAUACUGGAGAAGUUGAAGAAGGGCGAAGUCAUCGACUCUAUCGCAUACAUCGACUCGGAGGUUAAGAAGAUUGAAACGACAAACAUCAUUGCUCAGACUGUCGAAGGGGACCCAAACAACUGUGUCAUGCUUGGAGGCCAUAGCGAUAGCGUGGCAGAGGGUCCGGGAAUUAAUGAUGACGGCUCGGGUAGCCUUACUCUCCUCGAAGUUGCUACACAGUUGACCAAUUUUAGCGUUAACAAUUGCGUGCGUUUCGCUUGGUGGGCUGGAGAAGAGGAGGGUCUUCUUGGCUCGGACUACUACGUCGAGGUCUUACCGAAGGAAGAAAACUUAAAGAUCCGCCUUUUUAUGGACUACGACAUGAUGGGCAGUCCAAACUUUGCCUAUCAAGUCUAUAAUGCGACAAAUGCUGCAAACCCUGAAGGCUCGGAGCAGCUAAGAAAUUUAUACGUUGAUUGGUACGAGGCGCAAGGACUUAACCACACCUUUAUUCCCUUCGAUGGACGUAGUGACUACGAUGCUUUUAUCCGUAACGGUAUCCCUGGAGGAGGUAUUGCAACGGGAGCCGAGGGUCAUAAGACAAAGGAGGAGGAAAUCAUGUUCGGCGGUAAAGCAGGUGAUUGGUAUGAUCCUUGCUACCAUCAGUUAUGUGACGAUAUUGGCAACGUUAAUUCAACCGCUUGGCUUGCCAACACGAAGCUCGUUGCUCACUCCGUUGCCACCUUUGCUGCCUCAUUUAAGGGCUUCCCCGAGCGGUCGAAUACUACCGUAUUGGAAGCCAAUGAACAGCGUGCCCAAUACCAUGGGCAUCGACUUGUUCUAUAA